Messenger RNA from Leptopilina boulardi, 753 nucleotides. RefSeq names its product odorant receptor 9a-like. Gene Ontology annotation, cellular component: plasma membrane. Gene Ontology annotation, biological process: detection of chemical stimulus involved in sensory perception of smell; sensory perception of smell. Bases 1 to 753 code for a protein of 250 amino acids. The transcript is spliced from 6 exons. Lineage: Eukaryota; Metazoa; Arthropoda; Insecta; Hymenoptera; Figitidae. The record is from RefSeq and is a predicted model, not a curated record. Gene Ontology annotation, molecular function: odorant binding; olfactory receptor activity.
AUGUUGGCAUAUGUAAAAACUUUUUUUGCGGAAGUGGUACUUCCAGGAUUACCGACCUCAAUUGGACACAUUCCACAUAAUUGCAUACUCCAACGAUUAAGUUUGAAAUAUAAUUUUGAUUUUGCCGUAAAAUUUAAUCGUUGGAGUAUGCAAUUAUGUGGAAUGUGGCCAAUUGAAGAUCUUUUUUCAAUUAGACCACUAAUUGAAUGGAUUGUUGACUCUUCUUCAAAAAUAAAUUUACCAUGCCAAGCAUACUAUCCUUUUGAUGUUGAAAAAUCACCAAAUUUCGAGCUAGCAUAUUUAACGCAAACAUUUUUCAUGGGUUGUCUUGUUACUGUAGCAAUAAAUGUCAAUAGUUUUUUAACUCUUAUUGUUUUUCAUUUGUGUGGACAAUUACAAGUAUUGGCAUUAAGUGUCAAAGACAUUGUAAAUUCAAAAAAAUUUUCUCAUAACGGAUCAAUGAUUUCUGAAGAGUUGGAAGUUGUAAUCACUGUUAUGACAAUGUGUUUUGUGGGUUUUGCAAUUCUUGUGAGUAUGAAUAUUGGUGAUGCAGUUUAUAAUACAAAUUGGUAUGAUUGUAAUCCAAAAUCAAUUUGUUCAUUGAUGUUGAUUAUAAUGAGAUCGCAAAGGCCAUUAAAAUUUACAGCAGGAAAAUUUUUUCCCUUGUCACAUGAUACUUUAAAAAAAAUUUUGAUGUCGGCUUUCUCAUAUGCAACUGUUCUUCAUGCAACAAGUCGUAAUCAUCAGAAUUAA